This is a messenger RNA of Dermacentor albipictus, 2448 nucleotides long. Its product is annotated as solute carrier family 13 member 2-like. The record is from RefSeq and is a predicted model, not a curated record. Gene Ontology annotation, molecular function: citrate transmembrane transporter activity; succinate transmembrane transporter activity. Gene Ontology annotation, cellular component: membrane. Gene Ontology annotation, biological process: citrate transport. NCBI's taxonomy places the organism in Eukaryota, Metazoa, Arthropoda, Arachnida, Ixodida, Ixodidae.
AGAAGCAAGGCUACGGGCUCCGUUCUGUGUGCAUUCACGAAUCAGCUGUUCAAGAAGAAGCUUCCCACGGCUCGGACUUCGCUAGACCAUCGGGGGAAGGCGAAAACAUGGAUGCCGACUAUACCUUCAGGUCACGCAGAGGAUUCGGCAGGCAUACCAUGUUUCAGGAAAGUGCGAUUGACGUCAUCGACUGGGACACGAUAGCCCGCUGUGUGCUGAACCGCGCGGGCUCCACCGUUCUCGGUGUGCUGGCCUCGCUGGCGCUGCUGCUGCUGACCAGCCUGGGCACGCAGUGGAUACCCGAGCUUGGCUCGCCUGCCGUUCGCUGCGUCACCUGCCUCGGAGUGCUCCUCGUGCUGCAGGGAAGCGAGGCCAUGCCCACGCAGGCGUCUGCCUUCCUGCCCAUCUUCUUGCUGCGCCUGCUACAGCUACCUUGUCGCCCUGAUGCACUCAUCGUGGCCGUGGUUCUGUGCGAGUUAGCCGCCGCUUUCCUGGUGCUUGCCUCCGAACGCACUACGGCGGUGGACCUCUUCGUGCUGAGAGUGCUCCAAGUGACAGGCACGCGCAUGCGCACACUAUCCGUGCUCUGUGCCACAGUGGGUGUCUUCUGUAGCUGCCUGAUGGACACCAACGCGUCUGUGCUCGUGGUUGGCGCACUCAUCGCCGCCGUGGUCCGGGCCAUCCAGGAUGACGUUGUCCAGGGAUACCAUCAGCGCGCACUCUUCGACAAGGCCACCAGGCAGCUGCCCGCCGUGCGUCGGCGGCAGCUGGAGAGCAUGCUGUGGCCACAGCGUCUUGCGCACGGUGACGACGACGACCUGCCGCCGGAGAUGAUGGGUGCUGUGUCGCUCUGCGAGUCACCGCUGCUGAGCGUGGACAUGACGGAGGGCGCCUCGUUCGGGGAGUCGACGGAGGAGGCGCUGUGGGACUUCGUCAUGUACAACAGCGAGUUCACGGCCAAGAAACCACGCCCGCCCAAGCACACGCCUCCCGCGCAGCCGGCCUACCCGAAGCGCUCCUCACUGUGGGACCCGCAGCGCGCGCAGCGCAUCCAGAAGUGCACGUCGUUCGUGGAGGACGGCACUGUCGUCUUGCCGGGCGAGGACUCGCCGCUGCCCAAGCGUGGUUACAGCAACGCCGACGAGAGCAUACUGCGAGUGCCGAUUGCAUCACUGUUCGCCCAAGGCAUUGUCCGAGAUGUCAUGUUCUGGGAGACCAGGCGAUACGUGACCAUCUUCCAAAACCUUCUGUUAUGCGCGGUGAACGCCUCGGUGAUCGUGUCUUACAUCACGCUGUACACAAACGACGCCAACCGGUACCUUGUCGAGUACCUUCACAGGUACGGCCGGUACGGCGAGGACGCUGUGACCGUCGGCACUUGGUGGAGCCUGCUGGCACCGAUGAUGGUCGUGUCGUCCAUCACAUGGUGGCAAACCGUCAGUGGCGGAACCCUCUAUGACUAUGAUGCCCCAUUGAAGGUGGACGCCGAACGAACCAUCAAGGUGGCCCUGCGGAAACAGCUGAAUGGGUACAGAAACCUCAAUAACUGGCAGGUGGCUUCCGUGGUCGUGUUCUUCUGUUGGGUGUUGCGGCGAUCCUAUCCCUUCGUUUACAAUCUGCAGGAGGACCUCAUCGAUAACUUCGACGUGCUCACCGUAGACUUCGUCAUGGUGCUGGUGGCGCUGGCGUUGCCCGCUUCGUCGAGCCGUCUGCUGGAGGCGCCCAAGCGCGAGUAUGCCAACCUGUGGUUCCGUCUCCCGUGGACGGCCCUGCUGACGCUCGGCUGCAGCGGCUACAUGGCCGAAGCGGUGCGUACCGCGGACGUGGUCGGCUGGCUCACCCGCUGGGCUCCGCGCAGCGCGCAGUACAAGUUCGUCACGCAGCUGCUGCUCACGCUUGGCGCCGCGGUGCUCACAGAGUUGGUGGGCCGCAAGGCCACCGUCUCGGUCAUGAUGCCCGUCAUCAUGGACAUCGCCGCGGCGGUGCCAUGCAACCCGCUGUACCUGUGCAUCCCGGUGACCGUGGCUGCAAGCACGACGCUCCUGUUGCCAACAUCAUCAUUCGCCAUGGCGUACGUGUACGACCGUCUCGAGAUCGGACCGUGGGACCUGGUGUUCUGCGGUCUCGCGCUCAAACUGGUCAGCAUCGUGGUGACCAUACUUACAGUGAGCACGCUCGGGAACUUCAUCUUUCAUUGGAACCACAUUCCCGACUGGUUUUCCCUGCCCGUGACCUCAAACAGCACGGGUGCCGUGGUGGGCCACCAGCAAGGCUGGCAAUGACAACCUCUAUUCGUCCUGUGUACAUAGACUGGACUGCAACUGUUAACAAAUUUGCUAGUUUUUCGAGCUACGAUACUUUAUAUAUGAUACAUCUCAAUAAACUGCUACUGAAAAAGCGUUACGCAUUUAGAUAACGUAAAAGACAUAUUUUGCUUUAAAACUGAAA